Molecule: messenger RNA, 1095 nt
Organism: Anopheles darlingi
Lineage: Eukaryota; Metazoa; Arthropoda; Insecta; Diptera; Culicidae
Product: odorant receptor 4-like
Exons: 2
Coding region: 1-1095 (364 amino acids)
Biological process (GO): detection of chemical stimulus involved in sensory perception of smell; sensory perception of smell
Cellular component (GO): plasma membrane
Molecular function (GO): olfactory receptor activity; odorant binding
Source: RefSeq, a predicted model, not a curated record
AUGGCGACGCACAUGUGUGUGCUAGGAGUGCACGUGUUUGAUCCUGAUAGGAAGCCAUCGCCCCAUCUCAUUUACUGUCUUACGGUCAUUUUGAUGCAGCCUUAUCUCAGCUAUAACGCCAUCUUCAUCCAUAAGAACUCUCCGGACGCACUAACCGAGAGUCUCUCGAUUUCGGCCACCUCGACUCAGGUGUUUGCUCGCGCUUACUUUUACAUCUUUCAGCGUGCCUUGUGCCGCUCGUUGGUGGACAACAUUCGGCAGCAGCGAGUCCUGUUCGGGGCAGAUGAGGACCCGGAGGUAGAGGAAGUGUUUGCCCGUAAUGCCGACCGAAUGUGGAUGUUCUAUCAUCUGCUCCACGGGUCUUAUCUGUCGGCCUUGAGCUUCGUCGUGAUGGCGGCUGUCAUGCCGGACCCAAAGAAGUUCGGUUUACCGUUGGCUUUCCAUUUCCCGUUCUUGCCGUUAGACAAUCCGGUCUGGUGGUACUUUACCUACUUCCACCACGCGGCCAUGAUCUUCGUUGCGGUUCAUCUGCUGCUCAUCAUCGAUGGUACUAUGAUGAUUUCGAUGAUAAGCGUUUCGGCGAGGAUUCAGGCGUUGAAGGUGUUGCUCCGUCGGUUGGAUGAGAAAAUCCAGUCCGUACCGUGGUAUAAGACGCACGCCCUGGAGUCGGAGCUGAAUCGUAUUAUCGAGCUGCACGAAUCGAUUAAAGAAUUCGCUCGCCAGAUAAAUCGCUCCUUUACCAUACAUUUCUUCGCUAUCUUCGCCACGAUUUGCCUCGUUAUCUGUAUGUGUUUGAACGUAAUUGCCAUCUCGCCGAAGAGCUCCGUCUAUCCGUUUCUGGGCGCCUCCACUAGCCAGCUGUUUGUGAUGUGCUUCUUUGGUAACAUUUUGGUGAUCGAGAAUGAUAGCCUCUCGACCGACAUUUAUAGUGUGCAGUGGUAUCGUAUGACCGUUUCGCAGCAGAAGAAAAUCAUGUUUAUGAUCGCCAACGCGCAGCCGGAUAUUAAAGUAGGCACGGUUUUUAUGCUGGCUAACAUGACUACCUUCGUUACGGUCGUACGCGCUGCUUAUUCCUAUUUCACUAUUUUACAGUGA